GCAGGAGGGAAAACAGAGAACUUAACCAUCCAUCUCCAGCAGCUCUCACAGCCCACCCUCUGCUUUGGACACCCCUCCUCUCUCUCUCUCUCUCUCUCUACUCCUUUACCCCCCCACCCACCCCUCACCCUCCCUCAAACACCUCACCUCCCCCCCAACAGAGCAGAAAGCGUGAAAAAUCUCACUAAUGGCUUUAUUUGCUGUCAGUUCUGCGCAGCUCUGUCAUUCCCCUGGACCAUUCUGCUUCACACAUUUCAUAGUUGAGUAAGCCUCCUCGGCUGUCUGGCUAGACCGAACAGUGCCCCUGCAAGGCUGUGCUGGCUGGGAUCUCAUCAAGAGGGGAGGAACGCAGCAGCACCACUCAGUCUUGAGAACUUUGUGGGGAAAGGACAUCCUGAAGCUCGGUGAGCCUCGUGAGCAUCUUCCUCCGCUGUCAGACAACUCUACCGGUCCUCAAAAGCCCUGAAAGAUUCUCCGCCAGGCCCCUUCGGUGCGGAUUUGAAGUGUGAAAAUGAGGUGCGGGGCUGGGCCUCUGGCUGUGGUGGCUGCCGUGUUUUGGACUCAGUGCAUCCUUCUGGACGGAGUGGAAGCCAGGAAGGAGAGAAAGAGGCCAAAGGAGGCUGCGCCCCAACACACAGAGGCGUUCAAUGUGACUCUAUCCAACAGCGAGGAGGUCGGCGGAGGCAUCAAGACGUCUGAUCACCAGAGAGUGGAUCCACUUGGGUCGUGGAUGGAUUUUGUCAAAAGACCUGUCGGAAACUUCCCCGGAAAGUGUCGCAAGCGCAAACGACCUCUGCCUGGACCCCCGGGUCCUCCAGGUCCCCCGGGCCCUCGGGGACCUCCUGGCUCUCCAGGGGCUGAAGUGACCCAGGAGGUUCUUUUGCAGGAGUUCAAGGAGAUGAUUAAAGAGGCUACAGAGAGGAGGGCAGCAGCAUUCGACAGGCAAACAAGCCCUAGCCAGCAACCUACGGCCCUGCUUACUCUGGAGGGAAUGGCCUCCUACCGCCAAAUACAAGAAGCUUUCCACUGCAAGCUCAAGGGACCUGUGGUGGUGGACAAGAAGACUCUGGUGGAGCUCCAGAACUUUCAGACACCGCCUGCUAAAGGAGCUUUUCUCAGAGGAAAAGGGAUGGACCUAUCAACAGGGAGGUUUACGGCCCAAAUCACUGGAAUCUACCAGUUUUCUGCAAACGUCCACAUCGAUCACAAUGAAGUCAAGAGGAGCAAAAGCCAGCUAAAAGCCAGAGACAACAUCCGCGUGUUGAUCUGCAUUGAAUCACUCUGCCACAGAUACACGUCACUUGAAAUGAUUGUUGGAUUAGAAAGCAAUAGCAGGAUAUUCACUGUCAGCGUUCAGGGUCUGCUGGAGCUACAGGUUGGCCAAUACACGUCCAUAUAUGUGGACAAUGCAGCUGGUGCUUCUAUUGAGAUUCAAAGCGGUUCGGAUUUCAUGGGCAUACUGCUUGGGGAAUAGCUUCACACCGGAGAAGGGCAUUCUCCAAGCCAUCCACUCGCGUCACGUGGUUCUUUGUAUCUCUGAACGAACUGCCUCUUAAAACCAUGACAAAAGACAGACACCACAUGGGAUUUUUUGAAGGAAAGAUGAACGGCUAAUAUUGACUUUACUGCCCAUCAGAUGGUGAGAGGACACUGUGAAGAACUUCAAGGCCGAGUUUUGUUUUUCACAAUGCACUGCCACUUCCACGGGGGACUUGGAUGCAUGCUGCCUCACAUUCAAAAUAGCCUGAACAUGAAAUGGAGAUUAUGUUUGCAUAAGUAUAUUUUUUUAUGGCUUUUUAAGAUCUUUGCAGUAAACCAAACAUUAUUCUUGUUUUAUGUUCAUUGGUGGAAAAGCUAAAGAACAUUGAAUUUCACAGUCAUCCAUUUAAUAUAUAUUGAUAUGUAUUUUUUUUUUGUCUACAGUAUUUGUCAUUUACAAACUUGUGAGAUAGUAUUUUUGGAUUUGAAUUCACGACUAUAUAUAAAUAUAUGUAUAUUAUAUGGUGCAUAGA
Fundulus heteroclitus (mummichog) is the source of this 2012-nucleotide messenger RNA. RefSeq names its product C1q and TNF related 12 (gene c1qtnf12). The coding region runs from base 512 to 1474 and encodes 320 amino acids. The transcript has 8 exons. Gene Ontology annotation, molecular function: hormone activity. NCBI's taxonomy places the organism in Eukaryota, Metazoa, Chordata, Actinopteri, Cyprinodontiformes, Fundulidae. The record is from RefSeq and is a predicted model, not a curated record.